Messenger RNA from Pelmatolapia mariae (spotted tilapia), 1852 nucleotides. Its product is annotated as protein C19orf12 homolog. The record is from RefSeq and is a predicted model, not a curated record. The transcript has 3 exons. Bases 387 to 812 code for a protein of 141 amino acids. NCBI's taxonomy places the organism in Eukaryota, Metazoa, Chordata, Actinopteri, Cichliformes, Cichlidae.
UAAAGCGACCAAUGUGGUGGCUCGGGUGACGUAGCGAGCUGCAGCGACCAAUCAGAACUCUCCGUGUAGAAACUUUGAAGUUUCUCCGGUCUCCGGCUUGUUUAGUGCGCAUGUGCUCUUUGAGCGUAUCUAACUUUGUGCGCAUGCGUUCGUUAAAUAAAAGUAGCGUGAGUGUUUUAACGUGAGUUCCUGAGCGGACCGGCAGACCGGACCGUCUUCUCUCCGUUUCUCCGGUUUGUGUUCAGCGAAGAAGAAUCAAACAGGCUCGUUUGUUUCCUCCUUCAUUGAUCUGCAGAGCAGGAAGUUGUCAGAGUGCAUGAGCAGAGUUUCCACAGUUUGCGGACAGUGACGGACUGAAGGAAAGACACCACGUGGAGUCCGCAGAGAUGCCCGCCCGGAUGGAUGAUGUCAUGCGUUUGUGCUGUGAAGUAUCGGCUCACGAGGAGAUCAAGGUCGCCGUGAAGAACUCCACCAAAGGGGCGAUGGUGGCGGGAGGAUCUGCGUUUGUGGGCGGGCUGCUCGGCGGACCUCCGGGGAUCGCUGUCGGCGGCGCCGUCGGCGGUCUCCUGGGCAGCUGGCUGACCAGCGGGCAGUUCAGACCUCUGCCUCAGAUCCUGAUGGAGCUGCCUCCCCCGCAACAGAAGCAGCUCUACGAGUCCAUCGUGGCCGUCUUAGGGAACCUGGACUGGACGGACGCGGCCCAGCUCGUCUCGCUCGUGAUGGGGAACUCCACCCUCCAGCAGCAGGUCGCCGCAGCCUUAAUUAGCUACGUCACCAAGGAGCUGAGAGCCGAGGUGCGCUACAAGGACUGAGGGAUGGUUCCACGUGGACCUGACCUUUGAACUGAAUCACGGACGUCUCACAGCUCACACAGACGGAGUUCUCAGUAAUGUUUGUGCAGCACUGAUGUCUUUGUUACUUUGGCUUUUUUAAUCCCUGAACGGACCAGCGUGUAAUUUAAUCUGGAUUAGAAAAUCUGCUCAUUCCCACACUCUGCAUCAGGGUUUUUUUGGAGUGCUCCUGCUCUCAGAUUUCAAGCUUUUCAUUCAAUAUUUGUUCUGCAGCUUUGAUGACUGACAGCUCAGUGAUGACCUCAGUUGGUACGCUGUAAGAUGAUUAAACUCCCCCCGAAGGCCGAGGGCUGGUACUACACCUCUGAUGUUUUAUCAUGUUUUUACUACAGCGUGUUAUGACAUCAUUGCAUGGACGUUGCGUUGGAAAAAUAAAAACUGUGUUGUACAGCUCUCUAUGUUGACUUUCACAUGACGUAUUUCUCAUACUACUUAUUUAAUCUCUGUCUCUCUUCCACAGCAUGUCUUUAUCCUGUCUUCCUUCUCUCUCCCCAACCAAUCACAGCAGAUGGCCCCGCCCCUCCCUGAGCCUGGUUCUGCUGGAGGUUUCUUCCUGUUAAAAGGGAGUUUUUCCUUCCUGCUGUCACCAAAGUGCUUGCUCAUAGGGGGUCAUAUGAUUGUUGGUGUUUCUCUGUAUGUAUUAUUGUAGGGUCUACCUUACAAUAUAAAGCAGGGGUAGGCAACUCCAGGCCUCGAGGGCCGGUGUCCUGCAGGUUUUAGAUCUCACCCUGGCUCAACACACCUGAAUCAAAUGAUUAGUUCAUUACCAGGCCUCUGGAGAACUUCAGGAAAUGCCAAGGAGUCAUUUAGCCCUUUAAAUCAGCUGUGAUGGAUCAUGGACACAUCUAAAACCUCCAGGACACCGGCACUUGAGGCCUGGAGUUGCCUACCCCUGAUAUAAAGCACCUUGAGGUGACUGUUGUUGUGAUCUGUAUAAAUAAAAUGGAAUUGAAAGGUCAACAUUGACCUUGGCCUUUAAGGUCAAAUGCUUAGCCAACCUU